AUGGCGCUAAGCAGUGGAAGCAGAUGGGCGAUACUGGCCCUGGUCAGUGCGUUGUCGCUGGCCCAAGCCUUUAACAUACGGGACGUGAUUGCGUUUCGCGAGGGACACGGACCGCAACCAACCGACAUCUCGAAGCGGACGGCCGAAAUCAUCGUCAGCGAUGGGUAUCUGGUCGAGGAGCAUCAGGUUACGACCGCCGACGGUUACAUCCUGACGAUGUUCCGCAUUCCCGGUGGACCAGGAAAUCCGCCCCGUGACGGUAAACAUGUGGCGUUCGUCCAGCACGGUCUGCUGUGUUCGUCGGCCGAUUGGGUCGUCUCGGGACCGGGUAAGUCGCUGGCGUACCUGCUGGUGGAUGCCGGUUACGAUGUGUGGCUUGGCAAUGCCCGUGGUAACACCAACUCGCGCCGUCACAUUUUCCACGAUCCGGACGCACGCAAUACGGACUUCUGGGACUUUAGCUGGCACGAGAUCGGUUACUUCGAUCUACCGGCCAUGAUCGAUUACGCGCUCCAGUACACGGGGCAAACGUCGUUGCAGUACGCUGGCCACUCGCAGGGUACGACCUCCUUCUUCAUCAUGACCUCGUUGCGACCGGAGUACAACCAGCGUAUCCGUUCGAUGCACGCCCUGGCACCGGUGGCCUUCAUGAGCAACCUGCGCUCACCGUUCGUCCGUGCUUUUGCGCCCUUCGUUGACUCGAUCGAUUGGGUUAUGCGCAUGUUGGGAGUGAACGAGUUCUUGCCGAGCAGCGAGAUGAUGACGCUCGGUGGACAGAUGCUGUGCCGUGAUGAGGCGCGCUUCCAGGAGGUGUGUGCCAAUGUGCUCUUCCUGAUCGGUGGCUUCAACUCACCCCAGCUGAACCGUACGAUGCUGCCCGCUAUUCUCGCCAACACUCCGGCCGGUGCCUCGGUCAAUCAGCUUAUCCACUACGCCCAGGGCUACAACUCGGGACGUUUCCGGCAGUACGACUACGGGCUCACGCUCAACCUCAUCCGUUACGGUUCUAUCCGUCCGCCAGACUAUCCGCUCGAGCGCAUUACCGCACCGGUUGCUCUGCACUACGGUGACAACGAUUGGCUGGCGGCCGUCAGCGAUGUUCGUCAGUUGAAUGGACUGCUCCGCAAUUCGAUCGGAUUGUUCCGCGUGUCGGAUCCGGACUGGAACCAUCUCGAUUUCACCUGGGGUAUCGAUGCGGACACGCUGCUGUACCGACGCGUCAUCAGCUUCAUGGAUCGAUACAACUGA
Messenger RNA from Anopheles aquasalis, 1248 nucleotides. RefSeq names its product lipase 3. Gene Ontology annotation, biological process: lipid metabolic process. Gene Ontology annotation, molecular function: hydrolase activity, acting on ester bonds. The record is from RefSeq and is a predicted model, not a curated record. NCBI's taxonomy places the organism in Eukaryota, Metazoa, Arthropoda, Insecta, Diptera, Culicidae.